Cucurbita pepo subsp. pepo (vegetable marrow) is the source of this 1651-nucleotide messenger RNA. Its product is annotated as GPN-loop GTPase QQT2. Gene Ontology annotation, molecular function: GTPase activity. The record is from RefSeq and is a predicted model, not a curated record. NCBI's taxonomy places the organism in Eukaryota, Viridiplantae, Streptophyta, Magnoliopsida, Cucurbitales, Cucurbitaceae.
CGCUCACAUGUUCUUCCACCUUCUCUCCGGCUUCUUCUCGCUUUAAGCAGCACAGUGUGGCCGCCAUCGUCGCCGCCGUCUUUCUUCCGCUCGUGCGGCCUUAGCCUCCCUCUUAACGCCAGCAAUGGAUGUCGAUUCUGAUAACGUUCAUAAACCAUCUGAAGAUGCGGAGUGCAAGCCAAUGGUGUCUGAAGAUUCAAAUGAUAAUGGUAAAGCAAAAGAAGAGCUUGCUGAUUCUAUUAAGAACUUAAAUAUUGAAGAAUCAUCUAGCCAUGCUGGGUCUUCAGCCACGAACUUCAGGCGCAAACCAGUUAUUAUCAUUGUCAUAGGAAUGGCAGGGAGUGGGAAGACAACUUUUCUUCAUCGUCUGGUUUGCCACACACAUGCAUCAAAUAUCAGGGGUUAUGUAAUGAAUCUUGAUCCUGCUGUAAUGACACUGCCUUUUGGUGCAAAUAUCGAUAUAAGAGAUACCGUGCGAUACAAGGAAGUGAUGAAACAAUUCAAUCUUGGGCCUAAUGGAGGAAUUCUGACGUCACUUAACUUGUUUGCCACCAAAUUUGAUGAGGUAAUUUCAGUGAUCGAAAAGCGAGCAGAUCAGCUUGAUUAUGUCCUUGUUGAUACUCCUGGUCAGAUUGAGAUAUUCACGUGGUCUGCAUCUGGGGCCAUCAUUACUGAGGCUUUUGCUUCAACCUUUCCCACUGUAAUUGCUUAUGUUGUCGAUACACCUCGUUCGUCUAAUCCAGUCACAUUCAUGAGCAACAUGCUUUAUGCCUGUUCUAUCCUCUACAAGACGAGGCUACCAGUUGUGCUGGUUUUCAAUAAAACCGACGUGUCAAAACACGAGUUUGCUUUGGAGUGGAUGGAAGAUUUUGAAGCGUUUCAAGCUGCAGUCAGUUCCGAUAGUUCAUACACCUCCACAUUAAGUCAGAGUCUUUCACUUGUGCUGGAUGAGUUCUAUAAGAACUUGAAAUCUGUUGGAGUGUCUGCAGUUUCUGGCUCCGGAAUGGAUUCUUUCUUUAAAGCAAUUGAAUCCAGUGCUGAGGAGUACAUGGAAAACUAUAAAGCAGAGCUUGACAAGAGAAUCGCCGAGAAGCAGCGAUUGGAGGAAGAGCGCAGACGGGAAAACAUGGAGAAGUUGAGGAGGGAUAUGGAGAGUUCGAAGGGACAAACUGUGGUUUUGAGCACUGGUUUGAAGGACGACAAGAGUAAAACUAAGAUGGUUGAUGAUGAAGACGAAGAGAUUGACGAAGAAAAUGAAGACGAUUAUGAUUACAAUAGAUCUACCGAAGAGGACGAUCCUAUUGAUGAGGAUGAAGAUGAAGAGGUUGCCAGAUUCUCCUUUUAGUAGUGAAACAGACAUGAUUGGAGACAGGAGAAGUUGAAAUGAAACUGUAUACAUUUUACGAAGAAACCGAGUCACCACACUCCGAACGCGAGGAUUUGCCAUUGUUUUUCUGCUUGGGGGCUGUUGUGAUAUUCCAUUUAGAUGUUGAUCCUUGUAGGUAGAGGAGCUUUGGUUUGAAAGCUGGGUAGCCCAUGUGUGUAAUGUUGUUUGUACAUUUUGAUGAUUUAUGAGUCCCUAUUUGUGAUGUGCUCCCUCUUGUCAAUUGAAGCUAGUUUUAGUUUUAAGAGUUUCAAAUUCUAUUUUAAA